AGGGUAGCAAAAUUGCAAUAUCAGCAGUGGCACGUGCGAUAGCAAACCUAAAGAGACGAGAGAAGCGGAAUCUGAAUCGACACAGCCGUUUCUGUGUUUUGUUACUCUCUCAACCCACGCCGACCUAACUGCAGCGAAAACAUCAUCGUCCACUGUUAGUUUUUGAAUGUCUGAUUCGGAUGAGUUUCGUUGCUUCAUUGGUGGCCUUGCAUGGUCAACCUCGGAUAGAAAGUUAAAGGAAGCAUUUGAAAAGUAUGGCAAGCUUCUUGAGGCUAAGGUUGUGGUUGACAAGUUCUCUGGGCGCUCUCGUGGUUUUGGGUUUGUCACCUUUGAUGACAAGGAAGCCAUGGAAGAGGCUAUUGAGGCCAUGAAUGGAAUUGACUUGGAUGGUCGAACUAUUACUGUAGAUAAAGCCCAACCUCAAGGAAAUAGAGACGAUGAUGAUCGUCGAGGUGGUCGUGACUCACGUGAUCGCAAUCGUGGCCGAGAUUAUGGAGGUGGUCGAGGGUCUAAUGGUGGUGAAUGCUUCAAGUGUGGUAAACCUGGUCAUUUUGCAAGAGAAUGUCCUAGUGAAGGAGGAGAAAGAGGGGGAAGAUAUGGUGGCCGAGAAAGUAGAUAUAGUGGUGGCUAUGGUCCUGAAAGGAAUGGCGGUGGUCGCGACCGUGAUGGUGGCGGUCGUGACAGGGAUGGCGGUGGACGUGACAGGGAUGGUGGUCGUGACAGGGAUGGUGGUGGACGUGAUAGAGAUGGUGGUGGACGUGACAGGGAUGGUGGCGGUCGUGACAGGGAUCGUGCUGGACCGUAUGAGCGUCGUGGAUCGUCAGGAGGUUAUCGUUGAUACAUUUAGCUUCAUUGAGUUUUCGAAUUGAAGGGUUGCUGUUACUGCCUCAACUUUUUCUUUUCAUUACAAUGUUUUGGAUUUUUUUAUGGAUGUAUGAUACCGUGUUUUGACGUGCAAUACUUGGAACAUAUAUCAAAACUCUUUUAUGUUCAUAACUGUUAAUCGUUAGUUCAAUUGAAA
Molecule: messenger RNA, 1021 nt
Organism: Vicia villosa (hairy vetch)
Lineage: Eukaryota; Viridiplantae; Streptophyta; Magnoliopsida; Fabales; Fabaceae
Product: glycine-rich RNA-binding protein RZ1A-like
Exons: 4
Coding region: 167-838 (223 amino acids)
Molecular function (GO): zinc ion binding; RNA binding
Source: RefSeq, a predicted model, not a curated record